Chelonoidis abingdonii (Abingdon island giant tortoise) is the source of this 1269-nucleotide messenger RNA. The record is from RefSeq and is a predicted model, not a curated record. NCBI's taxonomy places the organism in Eukaryota, Metazoa, Chordata, Testudines, Testudinidae.
AUGGGAAAAGCUUCCAAGGUAUUAGAGGCGCCCUCUGGAAUGGAUGAGGCCCUGCAAACUUCAGAAACCAAUAAUUGGCACCUGGCACACUCUGGGAAGGAAUCCAUCUCUGUCACUCUGCACAGUGCCAGCAACCUACCAGCCACCCAGAAGGGCAAUGUGCCAUGGCCCUAUGUCACUGUUAAAAGCAGCUCAGAUGUUGAAAAGAAAAGGGAAGCCCAGGGGGUGACUCAUGUGUCCUCUGAGCCUACGCACUCUCCAACCUGGGAGGAGAAGGUGACUGUGGAAAUUGAUGCAGAAGAUGCAGGCCAUGAAGCUGUGAUCCUGACUGUGGCCGACAAAAUCACCAAGGAGGUGCUAGUGAGCUACAAGAUUCCUGUGAGGUACCUCCGAUUGUUCCACCACUACCACUUGAGACUGGUGCUGCCGAGGAAGAAGGACCCCUUGGGGACAAGUCUGUACGCUACAGUUGUUCGUAAAGGCAGCCUCAUCCCACGUUAUGUUGGAAUGAAUUACACUGGCUUGGAGGUUUUCCUCCAGGGAAUGAAGAAUCCUCUAGCCAAUUCCCAAGGUCCUAUCGUAGCCAUUGCCAGAGUGGUGAACAACUUUAAUGCAUACAGAAAAGCCAUGAAGAUGCAGCCCUCUGCCUCUCCUGCAGUUGAUCUAACCACCGUCACGUUUCCAGACCCCUCCAUGGUGGCGUUCGAUGUUCUCAGAGUCACCAACCAAGGAUAUCCCCAGGUCAGCCCACCUGGUGGACCCCCAGAGAAACCAACCUGGAACUCCUCCUUCCUCUUCCAAGGCAGGGAUGGGGCCACCCUCUUCUCAGAUGAUAGCAGCCUGGUGAUUGAAUACUAUCCGUACAAAACAAUGUCAGAAACAGAAGCUGAGAGCAAGUCAAAGCCUUUGGGUUACUCCGUGUUGCCCCUAACCAACCGUGUGUAUCGGAGCCUUGUGGCAGAGAGCAACCGGAGUGGGGUUCGUGUGGAUGAUGUUCCAAUCCAGGGCACUAAUCUGAGAACCACAUCUGGUGCUGUUCCAACCGUUCAACUCUGCAUGCAGCUGAUUGGCUCAGAGAGACCAGAUAUAUUUCUCACCCCGUCCAUCACUGACACUCUUCCUAUCCUGGAUCCCAAACUCCUGGGGAAGAUUGGGGCAAUCAGAGAGCUCUGGGCACAAUCUUCCUCUCUUGUACCAUAUGCUUCCGUCAAAGGGGACAAAACAAAGUUAGCACUUCAGCCCCCGGAUGAGCCAGCUUUUAAUCCAUGA